Didymodactylos carnosus is the source of this 3429-nucleotide messenger RNA. The record is from the annotation of a GenBank genome assembly. Lineage: Eukaryota; Metazoa; Rotifera; Eurotatoria; Philodinida; Philodinidae.
AUGUUUGGUCCCGCAGGCCUUUACUCACGUCAGCAGGAUGAAUUAAAUGUUUUUCAGCGCAAUAAAGCAAGUAUGAUAAUAUCAUACUUCAGGAUAUACAUCUCAUAUUCUUUGUAUUUCUAAGUACCUCUAAAUAUCGGAAAAACCACAAAAUCCUUUCUUUCCUAAACCGGUUGGUACCGAAUCACACAGGAAACUGAUGAUCUGUUUGGUUCCACAGCUACUGUCGGCUAUAUUUGGAAGGACAGAGCUUCGCAGCGAGGAGCUGAGAUUUGUAAUGUGUACCUGUAGUACACAUUACAAAAUAGUUAUACUAAAUUUUUUGUAAUGAGGUAAUGAAGUAUGUGAUAAUGAAGUACAGAACUGCUAUAAACAUGAUUAACUAAUCAUAAUGUAUUUAUUUCAUUGAUAUUUCGACUCUACUCAUCUACAGACUGGACGUGUUUUUUGUUCUAUAUUUUAUUAUUUUUCCCCCUUUUUCCUUUUGCACUCUAUAUUUGACUAUGUAUAGUUUCAAAUUUGACACACUCAUUUACACUUUUUUUCAUUCUGAUGAUGACAGUGGAUUCUGUCGAAAUAUCAAUGAAAUAAAUACAUUAUGAUUAGUUAAUCAUGUUUAUAGCAGUUCUGUACUUCAUUACCUCAUUAUUUAAAUCAUUAACUGCUCUUUCUCCUAACUUUAAAUUUUUUGUGUUUACUUUCAGCAGUGAAUGUCACGCUUUCAAUAUUGUUUAUUUUAGAUAGCAGGACUUAGAUUUUUUAACAGCCUGUGAUAAAAUUUCAAUUUGUUAAUCUAUGAUUUUAGCCAAAUUUUAUCAAAAUCUUUCGUCUAAGUAAGCAGUCUCUUUAGAAAAGAGUCCUUGCAUUGUCAUUGAGUUCGAUGAUAAUCGUUCCUUAUCGGACUUCUGAUUCUUGAGUUUUGGAUAGAAUCAUCCAGCAGUAUUUUUCUGCAUUUCUUUGUAUAUCACCAUGAUAUAUGAUGUGAUAUACCAGUUUGUAUAUCGCCAUGACAUGGUGAUAUACAAAUUUUAAUCUUUUUUAGCUUUUUAUUGUUAUUCUCGAACUUUGGGCUGCUAGCAGGUUAGAUCAUUGGAAGACCUAUCGGAAUUGAUGACGAAUGUCGUGUUGAGAUAUCAUAUUCAUAGUUCAUAUGAAGACGACAUAGAUUUGGCUGGAGUUUUUUGCAGUCGAGUUGAAGAAAAAUGUUUUUUGCAAGUUACUUAUAAGCAUAAAGACAUGACUAAUUCGAAAAUAUCACUGCUAAGGUCUUUUCCGUUACCAAGAUAAGAGACAUUAAUUCGUAAAAACUGACUCUUAUUUAUUGCUCCGAAGGAGAGAUCCUUUGAUGAAAUUGAUUACUUAGGCAGCUGUAACUUUGUAAUUAAAUUCUGUGGCAGUUGUAAUUUUAUAGAAACGUCUUCCAUGGAUAGGGAGAGGGUCCAAAUGUUCCAAAUUUUGGACUUUUUCCAUUUUUAACCAUGUUGGGCUUCUCAUUUUUUUCACGAUUUCUACCAAUCAAAAAGUAAGCUCGCACUUGGCAACAUGUCUCUAUACUGUACCCGAGCUACUUAUGGUUAUUUUAUUCAUAAAGCUAUGAUUAUAAGUAGCCGGUAGAAAAGGUAGUUAUUUUACUGAUAAUGCCUCCUAUCUCGGUAACGGAAAAGACCUGAGCAGAGAUAUUUUCGAAUUAGUCAUGUCCUUAUGCUUAUAGCUAACUUGCAAAAAACAUUUUUCUUCAACUCGUCUGCUUCUUCUGACACAGAAAAACUCCAGUCAAAUCUAUUUCGACUCGAUAUGUUGGAGGUGUUAGCGAUACGCCGAUUGGAAGAAAAUUUUCGAAAAAUACGCGUUUUUUCGAAAAUUUAAAGAAAAAUUUCGUCUCCCACGCGCGCGAGCGAGAAGAAUUUUUCACGUCGCCGGUAAACCGUUUUUCGGCACACACUUCUGUUGAAAACGUUUUCGCGAAGGAUAAAUCAACUGCCACAUUUCUCGAUGACUUUAUUUCGUCAACUUAAGAUAAAUAGGGAUGGAAAGUUGGAAUUUUCAUCCGAAUGUGCUACUUUAAAAAUCGUGUGAAGGGUUUUGGAUCUGUACGAAAGGAGGAAAUCCUCUGGCCAGAGUUGGAACGGGUACUUGAUCGAUCGGUUGACCGGUACCAAUCCAAUCCGGUUGAAUUUUUCAAUCAGCCGGUUAACACCGGUUUUGUACCAGUUUAACCACACUUCAGGUUGCUGCCGAUUUCGAAUCACAAGCGAAAUAUGAAUACUGUACAACAAAAGUUCGAGAUGUCAAUUGGAAUCGUGUAAGGGAGCUUGAAAAAAGGCAGUAGACCCAAAAAUGAUCUAUUAAUUCGUAUUACAUUUGUCCUAUCACUUGCGAACUUCGGAUAUAAAUGAACACAGAUUAAAAUUUUCUUGCAUCAUUUUCUUUCCCAUUUCGAAAACAUUCGGCCGAAAAAAAUUUCCUUCUUCAUGAAAAAUUAGCCCGAAAAAAAAGUUUUUUUCUUCUUUGAAACGUGAAUAAUCUAUAUUCUUUUUCCCACUGAGUUUCUUACAUCAGCAGAAAUUAGUUCGGGAAUUUUUCUUCGUUAAAAGUUGAUUGUUCUACGCUCUCUUUCCUCUUGAGUCUCAUACGUUUAUUACUUCUGUAUGAAAAACACAGCCGUCCACAUACAGUAGACCUCCAUCAUUAAGUUACCGUUAUGUAUUUUCAAUGAUGAUGAUGAAUAUGAAUCUAAAAUAGGAUUAUUAUGCUAUAUACUUAUAUAUUGUGCAUUCCAAACAGUAUACAAAGUAUGUGAAAAGAAAAAACCCGCUAUUGCAAAUUGAGACCACCUUUUAAAUCUAAUUAAUAAGUAUAAAAACAGAAAAGAUCUCAAUCAUGAAGCAUCAAACAAAACAUUUCUUAUACAUAUUUUAAGAUAUCAUAAUGACAACAUUUUAUUUAGUUCUAUUGUUUAUGUAUUGUACUCUUCAGAAAUAUUUUCGAGCAAGUAAAGCAGAAUAGUGGAAAAAUAAAACGUCGUCUUUUACAUCGUCACUUUUUCUAGCACUAACAUAUAAUGCCAGAUCAUUUGAUCCUCCUAAACCAACUUGUUUAUAAACAAAUCUUUAUGGAUUCUGAUAAUUGACUAUGUGUGAAAUUCUUCGUUACAGUUAGAUUAACGUUAUGAAUUGACUUGUCGGAAAUUAGGUUGAUUUCUUAGUCUGUUAGCGGUAUAUGCUCUGAAGACGACAUUCCCCAGGUCCAAAAAAACGGCCCGUUAAUCUCCAGUAAACGGUCACACAAAAAACGGCGCGUUAACGUUAUGAAAACGGCAAAAAAACGCCCAGUGAACAAGUCGUUAACUUGCCGUUUUCAGUGUGGCCGUUUCACGGUCCAAAGAUCGUCUGAAAACGUCCAUGGUCAGAAAACGGUCAGUUAACGGUC